AUGGUGUCCAACACAGCAACCGUUGAACUUAUCACGGAUCGCCUCGAAAAACCUUUGCGCCAUGAGCGGGAAGGUCGUGUCAUUCGACUACCCAACGAGCUUGAAGUUCUUCUAGCUCAUGAUCCAGACACAGACAAUGCUAGCGCCUCCCUUAAUGUCCAUGUUGGGAGUUUCAGUGACGAAGAGGAUAUGCCUGGCAUGGCUCACGCCGUGGAGCAUCUACUGUCCAAGGGCAACAAAAAGUUCCCUGCGGAAAACGGAUUCUUUGAGUAUCUGGGCGUUAACAACGGCUACUCAAACGCUCACACGAUGCCAACAUCUACGAAAUACGUUUUUCAAGUGGCAGCAAAGCCUAAAAAUAAUGAAGAGCCGUCUUCAACGAACCCCUCGCCCCUCAAGGAGGCCCUCCACCGCUUUGCCGAGAAUUUUAUCUCGCCCCUCUUUUCCAAAGAUACCAUCGACCGAGAGUUGCAGGCUGUCCACUCCGAGCAUCAAAAGAACACGCAACUAGAUUCUUGGCGAUUGGAACAAGUCGAGAAAAGCCUCUCCAAUCACAAGCAUCCUUACCAUCGUUUCGCUACCGGCAAUCUUGAUGUUCUUCAGACCCAACCAGAGGCCAAGGGCAUUGAUAUCCGAGAUCGAUUGGUCGCUUUCUGGAAGAGGCAUUACUCGGCGAAUGUGAUGAAGUUGGUAGUAUUGGGACGGGAGCCUCUGAACGUGUUGGAGAACUGGGUCGCAGAAAUGUUCUCUGGCAUUCAGAACAAGAGUUUGGUCCCCAACCGGUGGAAGGAAGAGUUCCCCUAUCGUGAAAGUGAGCUAGGUGUACAGGUAUUCGCUAAGCCCAUCAUGAACCUGCGCGAGUUGAGGUUGCGCUUUCCGUUUCCCGAGCAUAGACAGACGUGCACUUCGCAGCCUGACCGGUACAUCAGCCAUUUGAUCGGCCAUAAGGGACCGGGAAGCAUAACGGCCUACCUUAAAGAGAAGGGAUGGUCCAAUGAGUUACGCGCGUAUGCGGAAUCUGUGUGCGAUGGCACACCUGAUAUCUUCCAUUGCGACAUACGUCUGACUGAGGAGGGCAUCAAGAACUACAAGCAUGUGGUUCUCGUCUUUUUCCGAUAUGUUUCACUCCUCCGGGAGUCACCCCCUCCGGAGUGGAUCUUUGAUGAGAUCAAGAGUAUGGCCGACGUCAACUUCAAGUACCCGGAAAAGACAGACGAGGCAACCUUUGCUUGUACAAUCAGUGCACUAAUGCAGGAGCCUAUGCCGCGUGAGUGGCUGCUUAGCGGCCAUUCCCUACUGCGCACCUUUGACGGUGACCUCAUCGAGAGGUGUGUAGCAUGCUUAAGGCCAGACAACUUCCGCAUGACCAUUGUGUCGCAGGAGUUGCCUGAAGGCUACAACCAAGAGGAGAGCUGGAAGCAGGAAAGGUGGUAUGGAGUUGAAUAUUUUUGGGAGAAGAUUCCUGAUGACUUCAUGAAAGACAUCAAGGAGGCUGCGUCAUGUAUGGACCCCGAACAAACCAGUAAGCUUCAUUUUCCCCAUCGCAACAGCUUAAUUCCCGUCAUCAUCGACCUCGACAAGGAAAAGCGCUCCGGGUCCUCCACGCCACCAAGACUCAUUCGGAACGAAUCCACUAUGCGGGUAUGGUGGAAGGAGAGUGACUUUUUUAACGAGCCCAAAGCCACGUUUACGAUCAAAUGCUGGCAUCCGGAUAUUUAUUCGACCCCCCAAGAUGCUGUCACAAGUGGACUCUUCGUCAAUCUCAUGAUGGACCAUUUGUACACAGAAUACUUUCACGCCACGCUUGCAGGUCUUCGAUUUGGCAUUGACCGUUCCAGCCACGGGCUGCUACUCACAAUCUCUGGGUAUGAGGCGAAACUCGACAGUCUCUUGAAGCACGUUCUCGACGCUGUGAGUCGUCUAGAGUUUUCCGAGACGAGAUUUGACAUGAUCAAAGAGGAUCUAACCCUAGAGUAUCAAAAUGACGAGCUAGACAAGCCCUAUAAGCAGGUUUGGUACCUUACGGGCUGCCUCAAUUCCGAACCCUGGCAUGCCGUUGAAACGCUUCGGGAGAAUGUGGCGAGCGUUACCAUCGACGACGUUCGCCAUUUCCGAAAGAAGCUUCUGGCGCCAAUGCAUCUUGAGAUCUACGCACAUGGCGAUCUGCAGAUAUGUGAGGCUCAUCGCCUGGCAGACCUGGUUGCGGCGACUUUGAGGCCGCCGAAAACACUCGAAACACAGCGGCCUGUCUCUCAAUCCCUGAUCAUACCCAAGGGAUCGGAGUUCCUUUAUGAGAAGACGCUGAAGGACCCGGACAACGUCAACCACUGUAUCGAAAUGUUUCUAUAUGUUGGUGAUAACAGCGACCGAUCGAAGAGGGCCAAGGCGAUGCUCUUUCAUCAGAUGGUACGAGGACCCGUGCUCGACCAGCUGCGAACCAAGGAGCAGUUGGGAUAUGUGGUCGACAGCGACUUCCGAAGUUUCUUUUCUACCUGCGGUAUAAGCUUUAAGAUUCAGAGCCAGCAGAGACCGGCCUACCUCGAGUCAAGAAUCGAAGAAUUCUUACGCUUCUUCUGUGAUGUCCUGCACGGCAUGUCCGAGGCCGACUUUGACAAACACAAGCGAAGUUUGAUUCUCAGAUGCCUUCAAAAGCCUAGGAAUCUCAUACAAGAGAGCAAGUGGACCUGGGGACAGAUCGAAAGCAAAUAUUAUGACUUUGAAGGCCGUUGCAAAGACGCGGAGUGCAUUAAGACGUUCACUCUGGAUGACAUCGUCGAAUUCUGUCGGCAAUACAUGAAGCCAGGGUCUCUGACACGAGGGAAGCUUUCGGUCCACCUUCUUGCACGAGCAGACGGUUCGGAGAAGACAAAACUCGAUAUGUCUACCACGUCAAACUCAACCCGCUUCACUGAUAUUGACUGCUUCAAGAAGGAUUUAUCCGCCAUGCCAUUGACUCCCAUGAAUCCCCCCGAGGCGUUCAUGGAAUGA
Molecule: messenger RNA, 2988 nt
Organism: Colletotrichum tamarilloi
Lineage: Eukaryota; Fungi; Ascomycota; Sordariomycetes; Glomerellales; Glomerellaceae
Product: peptidase M16 inactive domain-containing protein
Exons: 4
Coding region: 1-2988 (995 amino acids)
Biological process (GO): peptide catabolic process
Cellular component (GO): cytosol; mitochondrion
Molecular function (GO): metalloendopeptidase activity; metal ion binding
Source: RefSeq, a predicted model, not a curated record